This is a messenger RNA of Dipodomys spectabilis (banner-tailed kangaroo rat), 1218 nucleotides long. RefSeq names its product cell division cycle 20B (gene Cdc20b). The transcript is spliced from 10 exons. Gene Ontology annotation, cellular component: anaphase-promoting complex. Bases 1 to 1218 code for a protein of 405 amino acids. Gene Ontology annotation, molecular function: anaphase-promoting complex binding; ubiquitin ligase activator activity; protein binding. Gene Ontology annotation, biological process: positive regulation of anaphase-promoting complex-dependent catabolic process; positive regulation of ubiquitin protein ligase activity; anaphase-promoting complex-dependent catabolic process. Lineage: Eukaryota; Metazoa; Chordata; Mammalia; Rodentia; Heteromyidae. The record is from RefSeq and is a predicted model, not a curated record.
AUGGAGUGGAAGCUGGAGCGCUCCGCCCCGCGGAGGGUCCGCACGGAAGAAGCCAUCCUGUGGGAGAAUGUCAUGAAGGUGUUCUCCAAAGACCUGAAGCAGCCGAGAGCCCGCGGUCCCCCCGAGAAAUGUCUAAACCAGCUAUAUUUGAACCAGAAGAUGAUCCAACAAAUGAGUGGGAAAAUGCAGCGCUGUGAGAAGUCCCAAUGUGUUUGGAAAGGCUGCAGAGACAGAGUCAGAGAUGAAUCUUUCCAUCUUAAAAGGAGCAGCAAUAUAAACUAUCCCAUAUACCAACCGGAGGUGAAAAUUCAUCUUACUGGUCUUCGAAAUGACUACUAUCUGAAUCUCCUAGACUGGAAUUUACAAAAUCUUGUUGCUAUAGCCCUUGGAUCUACAGUCUACAUAUGGAAUGGAGAAAACCAUACUGAGAUUGAAAACAUCGACUUAAGUCUCACCUGUAAUUAUGUGUCUUCUGUGUCCUGGAUAAAAGAGGGCUCAUGCCUGGCAGUUGGUACCAGUGAGGGAGAAGUACAAUUAUGGGACAUAGUAACUAAAAAGCGGCUGAGAAAUAUGCACGGUCAUUUGUCAGUGGUUGGGGCCCUGAGCUGGAAUCAUUGUACCCUCAGCAGUGGGUCCAGACUGGGACGUGUUUAUCAUCAUGACGUUCGGGUAGCACAGCACCGUGUCGGAACGCUCCUGCACAAGCAUGCUGUGUGUGCUCUGAAGUGGUCCCCCCAUGGCAGGUUGCUUGCCAGUGGCUGCAGUGACGGCCUGCUGACAAUAUGGCCACACCAUCCAGGUGCCGGGACCCAAACCCAGCCGCUGACAGUCAUACCUCAACUCACAGCAGUUAAGGCUGUGGACUGGUGUCCCUGGCAGUCUGAGAUCCUUGCUAUUGGAGGAGGAAUGAAGGACGGAUGUCUGCACAUUUUGGAUAUAAAGACUGGGACGAGCAUCAAGACCCCAAGCACAAACUCACAGAUUUGUUCCCUAAUCUGGCUACCUGAGACAAAGGCAAUUGCAACAGGCCAAGGUUCUCCUAGCAAUGACGUGGCUCUGUGGACCUGUCCCACUCUGUCCAGGUUGGCAGGGUUUUUUGGCCACAGAGGCAGAGUGCUGCACCUGGCAUUGAGUCCUGACCAGACCCGUGUGUUUUCUGCUGCUGUGGAUGGAACAGCCUACGUGUGGAAGUGUGACCAGUCACCCAGCUCUUCCUAG